AUGGAUGAGGUAGUACGGCUCAAAUCUAGAUUUGUGUCGUCCAGGCCUGGCGAGGAUUCAUCUACUGCACCCACGGGGCCCGAUGCUUCCGCUGCGAGACUUGUUGAGGGAAUCCUCAGGCGCAAAUCCUUUUACUUUCAGCAGAGAACCGGCAAACUGGACAUGCGCGCAAUCGGCCGGGUGGACAUAGCAAGCGUGGUCAAAGACGUGGACGUUGAUACACUGCAGGCCCAUUUGGAGAAUAUCACUUUCGCAAGCGUUUCGGAGGAUGACCUGCGGCUAUACUCCGAUCAGUGCUUCCUCAACCUCUUCCGGCUCAGCCAGCUGCUGCUCGAAUAUUUGCUCAGUGUCCAGGACACACUCGCCACGAGUCUUGAGGACCGUGCUCUCAAGCGAGAAAUUCGCCAGAAGCGGGCCACCAUCGCCCGGUAUGAGCAACUCCUUGCCUUACCCGCACCGCCAUCCGGCCGAGACGUCCCGGGAGGCAACGGCGGAGGCUUGCACUCGUGCCUCACAUGCGGGAAGAUGUUCACCACUGCCGAGUUCUUACAGCAACACAUCGCCAGGAAGCAUGCUCGGCACGCCGGUAGCUCUGCAGACACGAAAGUCGAUCAAGAGGAGAAAACGGCGUAUCCAACGCAGCUGAGGCUGUUCGUGCAGACUCUGAGAGAGUGCAGCAUCCCACCAGAGAGCCAGCUGGUACUUAUCGACACGGAGUCCACAGUAGAGGCAGAGAACAAAAGAACGGCAGGAGAAGAGGACAACGGAAAAGCUGCCGCCGUUGCUGCUCAAGAAUCAGCCGCAGCGAAGCAAAUGGCGACCCUCGUGGACCUCAUGCGACAGCAAAUGGAGUGGAACAUGAGGAGUGAGAGCGGCAGGCGGGAGAAGGAUCUAGGGUCGGCCGAAGCCCUAGAGACGAGAAUGAGAGGGAUAGAGGCGUCGCUACCUCGGCGGCUGGAGGAGUUCAUGGAAGAGAGCGUCGGCGACCUCAAGGCCUCAGUACGCCAGGCUCUAGACGGUAUGGAGGAACUGCAUGCGAAACGGUCGAAUGCUGGGGCGAUUCAAGAUGAUGAGGACGAGACGAGGAGAAAGGAGCAACAGGAGAAGUUGCGUCUGGCCUCGCUGUCGGCGGAUAUGGAACGCGUUUCCAAAGAGAAUUCAGCCUUACUGCAGGAGUUGGCCAAGCUCAAGGCCCCACAAGCAGCGGCAAGCCCUACCAGCGCAAGCACUGUCCAAACCCCAGCGGCUGUGGUCGUGGUGAAAGAGGAAUCAUCUCGACCUGAGGUGGACGGACUGGUCGAAUUCUACGAGCAGAAUGUGCCAAUUCAAGCUAAGGAGUCUUCGGUGGUGGGACAGUCUAUGGCCGAGAUCGAUUUGGCUGCCAAACGGCACGUCAAAGUCGGCCAGAAGGGGAAGGGGGGCGACGGAGCUUUACUGGGACAAUGGGGAGAUCAUGGCGAAGACGGCAAUGACCACGCCGAAAAGCAGGUCGAAAGCAUCCGCGCACAGCUCUCGGCAACCCUGACCUCCGAACGCUUCCCGGCCAACAACACCGACCUCUCCAAGAGCGUCAGCAUCAGCCGCACCGCCCCUGGCCUGGGUCUCACCGCCAGCAGCACCCCCAAGGGCGGCACCGAUGGCCUUGAAGAAGACGAUAUAUUUGGCGAUACCGAGGGGGAGGACCACCUGUCACUUGCGGAGCUCGAGAGGACAGUGGAGGAGAGGAAACGGUUGCGACCACCUGGAAUGGAGCGUCAGAUGGAAAGCGUGUCAAAGUCCAUGGAAAAACAACUCAACCAACUUCUGGAGAAGGCGGAGGAAGAGCUGCAGCAGCUAGAGGAAGACAGCCUCGGGUACGGCCCUUUGGAAACGAAGAAAAACUCAAUCAAGAUCCACCGAGAUGCACCCAUGCGACCAGUCCAUAGUCGCGAUCUGCAUUUGAUGGUGGUGACCGCGAUGAUCGUCUGUGAAUCCUUAGACACGUGUUGGUUCUUUAGGCGCGUGGAACCAGUCCAUAGUCGCGAUCUGCGCUUGAUGGUGGUAACUGCGAUGAUCGUCUGUGAAUCCUUAAAUGCUUUCUGGUUCUUUAUGCGCGGGUACGAGGUGUAG
Messenger RNA from Ectocarpus siliculosus, 2109 nucleotides. The record is from the annotation of a GenBank genome assembly. Lineage: Eukaryota; Phaeophyceae; Ectocarpales; Ectocarpaceae.